Aedes aegypti (yellow fever mosquito) is the source of this 1065-nucleotide messenger RNA. Its product is annotated as trichohyalin-like. The transcript has 3 exons. NCBI's taxonomy places the organism in Eukaryota, Metazoa, Arthropoda, Insecta, Diptera, Culicidae. The coding region runs from base 11 to 1021 and encodes 336 amino acids. The record is from RefSeq and is a predicted model, not a curated record.
GAAUUUGUGUAUGCACAGCACGAGAGUACGAUGCGCACUGAACAUUGGGAAGAGUGAUAUUGGCAAUAGUCAAUGUCAUAGUCAUUUGAUAUUCAUGAUAUUCAACGACAUUGAGCACAGUGUAUAUUAUUCUUUGCAGCUCGAUCGUGAAUUAAACGAUAAACGAAAACGCGUAUCCAUGGAAUGCCAAACCUUGCUGGAUAUCAAGGACCAAAUGAAAGAACGAACCCUACGAUUGGAGAAGGAGAAGGUUGAACAACAGGAAGCACGCUGUACAUCACUUCCAUUCCCCGAAGGCGAUCCGAAGUUGAUUCAGAUGAAAAAAAGUGAUUUGGCGGAAAAACUUAAGGAGCAAAUGGCCACAAACAUUAUGUUACAGAGGAAACGGGCGGAUCAAGAACGCGAUUUAGUGAAAGUAUUUAACGAAGGCAUGGAACAGGAAUUAGCUCGGGAAAAGGCAACUCGUGAUGCGGAGAAACAAACGUUGAAGAAACAAAUUGAUCAGUAUUACAAAUAUUCAAAGCACAUUGAAAAACAACGUUCGGUCGAUGAAGCUAAAAUAGAUAAGCUUAUAAAUGAUGUGCGACAACAAUACGACAAAAAAGAAGUGGAAAAUUGUAACGAAACACUAAAAAAACGCUGGGGAUUAGCAGAUAGUGUCUACGAGACCCAGCGAAUGCAAAUAGCGGAAAUGGAAAAACUGCGCCGCAAACAGGAAGAGGAUAAAAUAUUAGAGGGAGCCCGUGAGCGACAACUGUACGAAAAUCAUCUCCAGAAGAGCAUUGAGGCAAAUCAAAGGAUGCAAACUGCGGUUAAAAAGUAUCGUGAAACGCUAAAAGAACAAAUCAAAUCGGCAACAUUAGAACGCGAACGAUGUAAGCGGCAUGAUCAAACACAGACUAACCGCCUGGUGGAAGCUAACAUAAAAGAUCUAGAUUUCGUGCAGAGCUACGUGAAAGGAUCGUUCGAGAGCCAUUUCAAAAAGCAUCCCAAUACGGCAUUGAUGAGAAAGAAGUACUGAAGUUAAUUAAAAAUAGAUAAAUGAAAUAAAAUAUUGGCUUUGUA